AUGGGCACGGCUACCUCUUCCCCAGCUACCGGUAGCGGGGAAGCCGGAAAACAGGCUACCGCUGUUGACCAACAAGAGCAAGAUGACGGUGGGCCAUGGGGAGUGGACCUCUCUAUCCCCUUCGAAGAGAUAAUCGACAUUCGCCCUCUUGCAGAUGGAACGGGGUGCACCUGCUGGCAGGGCACACUGGGCGGCAACAACGAAGGCAACAAAAGAGUGGCGAUCAAGACGCUCAAGGCCUCCAACAGCACCUCAGACUCCGACGCGGAGGACCUGGACAGAGAGCUGAGCAUCCUACAGCAUCUGCGGCACCCGAACGUCGUCAGGCUCGCCGGGGCUGGUCAGACCCCGGAGGGGGGGCAGUUCGUCGUCACGGAGCUCCUCUCGGGAGGAACCCUCUCCGCCGCGAUCGGAACGCAGGACCGCCCGGAGGGAACGGGCUGGUUCCAGCGCUUCCGCGUGCGGACGUGGUUUCCGAUGGAAGAGGCUCUCCGGCAAGCCGCGGGGGUGGCUUCGGCGCUCGCCUACCUGCACGACGAGGCGGUGCCGCACGGAAUUUCGGUUGUGAAGGGGGCGAAGGUUUUGCAUCGAGACAUCAAGCCCAACAACUUAGCCUUCACCGCGGACUUUCGCACGCUCAAGCUUUUCGAUUUCGGCCUGGCCAAGAUGUUGAGACCGGACGACUCGAUCGGCGACAACUUGUACAACAUGACGGGCAACACCGGCUCGAUGAGAUACAUGGCGCCCGAGGUGGCGAGGAACUUGCCGGCCAACGAAACCGCCGACGUCUACAGCUUUGCGAUCGUCUUGUGGGAGAUGGUCAGCCUGGAGCUGCCUUUCCAGUUCUACGGGGUGAAUCAGCUGACCGAACGGGUGAUUUUGGGUGGAGCCAGACCACGGCUGGCGCCCGACUGGCCGGCGGGCUUCACAGACCUCCUCACCAGAUGCUGGUCGGCCGAUCUGAGGGAGCGGCCCAGCAUGGCGGAAGUGGAGAAACGCCUGCGGGAAGUCUUACAACAACCGGGGGGAAACGCUCGAGAUGUUUAUCUUCUCAAGCACAUCCUCCUUGUCGGCAUUGACAUAUUGACAUCCUCCCUGGGGGAGCAUCGGUCCGUCUAGGGGGGUUGGGGAUACGAUGACUCGCACUUGUUGUACGGUACGCUGUUUUCACGCAUUUUUCGUACGGGUGCUUGGGUGACAUCUUCAAGGUUGGUAAUGGCCCCGUAUGGAGGGCAAGUCUAUUGAUGUAUCCGUGGAGUAUGUUUUGCUGGUGACCCCGUUUCCGAGUGGAGAAAAACUGCGAUCGAUCGCCCUCCUGUAGAUAAAGUUUUUACGUUUCGUAGGCGCGUCGUUGAUUUAUGUUUGUUGCUCGUCUACGUGUAUGCAUGGACCAUGGUCUAAGCUUGCGAGUGGUUUAUCUGGAGCAUGGUCAUGUAGAUAGUGAGACCUACCGUAGUUUGUGUGCAGCAUGUGACACGGGGUGGAUUGAUUUCGAUCGUUUCGUGGAAGGUACUGCUCUGCAGAUAUCAGAAAACAUGUCAUGAC
This is a messenger RNA of Ectocarpus siliculosus, 1545 nucleotides long. The record is from the annotation of a GenBank genome assembly. NCBI's taxonomy places the organism in Eukaryota, Phaeophyceae, Ectocarpales, Ectocarpaceae.